This is a messenger RNA of Cheilinus undulatus (humphead wrasse), 2754 nucleotides long. Its product is annotated as protein FAM83B-like. Bases 1 to 2754 code for a protein of 917 amino acids. Lineage: Eukaryota; Metazoa; Chordata; Actinopteri; Labriformes; Labridae. The record is from RefSeq and is a predicted model, not a curated record. Gene Ontology annotation, cellular component: cytoplasm; membrane. The transcript has 5 exons. Gene Ontology annotation, biological process: epidermal growth factor receptor signaling pathway.
AUGGAGUCCAACCUGUCACUCAUGUCCUCCCUCAAAGAUGAGGACAACCCCGUUUAUGUGCAGCCUCAUUAUAAGGAGACGUACCGGCUGGCCAUCUACGCGCUGCUCUGCGGGGGCCGAGAGGCCUACGAGGAGUUCCUCCGGGCCGAGCAGAUCAGCCACUUCCUGUCAGAUGAGGAGAUCCUGUUCAUCCUGGAGAAUGGAGAGAUUUCUGCUGUCGACGAAGACGAGGACCCGGAGGAGAGGAGGCUCACGGAUGAGAACGGAGCACGGACCUCCACGUACUUCCCCACAGAGUCGGACGAGGAGGUGCCAGACCUGGACCUGGGCUGGCCCGAGGUCUCCCUGGAGGGGACAGACACCAGCAUCAGCCUGCUGUUCCACCCGCCCCGGGAAAACACGCCGAGCAUUAAAGAAGUGGUGCGCAAACAGAUCCAGGAGGCGAGGCAGGUUGUUGCCAUAGCGAUGGACGUCUUCACUGACGUGGAUAUAUUCAAAGAGAUCAUCAGCGCCACGUUGAGAGGAGUGGCGGUCUACAUCCUUCUAGAUGAUUCUCAGUUCAAGAGCUUCCUCACCAUGUCGCUGCGAGCCGGCGUCAACAUCCAGGACUUCAAGAACAUCCGUGUCCGAACGGUUCAGGGGCAGGAGUAUCGCUGUCAGUCGGGUGUGAGGUUUCAUGGAGGUUUGGAGCAAAAGUUUCUACUGGUGGACUGCAGAACCGUGGUGUACGGGACCUUCAGCUACACGUGGACGUUUGAGAAGAUCAACCUCAGCAUGGUCAUGGUGAUCACAGGUCAGCUGGUCUGCACAUAUGACGAGGAGUUUCGGAGGCUGUAUGCCCGCUCUGUAGUCCCUGUGGUACAGCCCAGGAACAAGUUUACAAUCCAGUACCUGAGAGACAUCGCAGCAAUGCAGAGCCCAAACUCCAGUCAACUCAACCUCAACCAGAUCCAAAUGAGGUCCAGGGUGAUGCAAGGCACCAGAGGUGCUCCAGAUGAGAGGUUUAGCAAUCCUGCCAUGUUAACGCGGGGACUGAGCAUGCAGGAAAGACUGCAUCAGUCCCACUGUGUGGACAUGGGGAACCUGGUGAGGGGGCACAGCUAUGGAGGAGAACUCCAGAAAUUAAACUCCAUGACCCGGCUCAGGAUGGGGACCAAAGACUUCCCUCUCCCUCAUGAAAGGACUAAUCUGAGGGUUGGCGGCGACAUGCUAACUAACAGGUUGUCUCAGCAGCACCUAAGGCACCGUAAUCUCUAUGGAGCGGACCAGAAUCUGAUCCCGUUCAACUCGGAGACAUCCCUGCACAGGUGGAAGAUGGACACAUACCUCAACAACAGCGACAUGCCUCUAGAUGCUUCAUGUGACGCAAUAUCCCCGAUGGCAUCGCCAUACAGCAGCCACACGGGCUUGAACGAGUACCAGUCACAAAUGAUCCACAGCAGGUCCCGGGACAUCAAGACCAGGAUGGAAGAGAUGAGGCAGAAGAGGCUCAGCUUGCAGGAAUAUACCAAUCUGAGACAGAGUCAAGAGUCUUUAAGGUCUAUGUAUCCGCCUCUAGACCGACAUAAACCGCUGACUUCACUACGAGGUCUGGACAUGAGGCAGAGCAUGAUAGAUCUAGAGCCGAAUAUGCAAAACGGUUGGGGCCUUGACCCAAGUGAGUCAAAGAAAGAAGUUGACAAAAGAGAGCAAAUUCUCGACGAUGGACACCGCUCUGCUUCUCAUAGUGAUGUCAAAAUGGCUCCAGAUCGAAGGACGAUGCAGGCCUACGACUGGCGUGAGCCUCUUUCCAGGACUACCUCUGCUGCAGACAUAGAUAUGAAACUAAAUGAUCUGUCACUGAAGCUCCCUCACAUGCAGCCCGGCGGUCUCAGUCUCAGAACGAUGGAGUCUUUGACUGAGAUCCCUGAAGAGAAGGAGGGUUCAAAUUCACGUGUCAACAGCUCAGACUCUGCAUUUAAAGAAGGAAAUGAAGAGAUUCAAAAAGAGGAGAAGCGUCAGGAGCAACGUAGAGGCAGCCACGGUUCUGUAGGGAAAGUAACAAAAAGCACUGGCUCGACUACUCCUAAAGAAGUCAAGAGAUCGGUGUCCAAUGAGAUGAAAACUUCCAGAAAGAACUCGAGCACUUCUUCAGGAUCUCAGCUCACAAUAGACGGUAAGAUCAGCCCAUCAGAAACGGGAUCAACAAAUCCAGAGGAACCCAGCCUGCAGCGGAAGAACUCCAUGAGAAAAAAAGUGCACUCACUGCUUACAUCCGAUGACAAGAAAGCCUCCAAAAAAGAGGAGAAGUCACUCCAAAGAAAGGCCUCGCUGAGAUCAUCGCAUCCUUCAGCCAAAGAUCCAGCAUCUUCAGAGGGGAAAUCCUCAAAGAAGGGCUACUCGCCGAGUCUGCCCAGGUUGCAGAGCUCUGCCACCAGUCCAACAGAGCCAGAGAAGCCUAAAUCUCCAUUCCCGAGGUUAUCUCCUCAGCGUUCAAGCAAAAGGAAGACGGGUCAUUCGUCCGAGGAGGAACGAAGCGGAAGGAGCAUUCCGGACAAGGAUGGCGCGGCCGUCUACCAAAGGGAGAAGGUCUACAGUCGGUUUGAGUACUUGCUCAGCACUGAGAGUAUUCCUCGAGAUAAAGACAAAUACAGAAGUGCUUCUCUGAGCAGACAGGACGCUAACUCUCAAGGAUUCCAGACUCAAAGUGGCGCUGAAAACAAACUGGGGAAAUUCAUGCAGCGAGUGGGAAAUCUGAUCAACAAGAACAAGUAG